CAUCACAUUAUCUCAUCACAUUCUCAUAUCAUAUCAAUCUACAUUGCAUUAUAGUUGAAUCAUGGCAGCUCUUCGAGGUAAGCUAGAGGUAGACAUUGAACUUAAGUCUAAUGCUGAUAAGUACUGGCAAACCAUAAGGGAUUCUACAACUAUUUUUCCUAAGGCUUUCCCACAUGACUACAAAAGCAUUGAGAUCCUUGAAGGUGAUGGUAAAGCUGCUGGUUCUAUUCGCCACUUCACUUAUGCUGAAGGAUCACAACUUGCGAAAUCGUCGACCGAGAGGAUUGAGGCUGCUGAUGAUGAAAAGAAGACAGCAACCUAUUCUAUAAUUCAAGGGGAUCUUCUUCAGUACUACACAAAAUUCUUGGGACACAUUGCUGUGAUACCAGUUGGAGAAGGGUGUGAGGUGAAAUGGACAGGUGAAUAUAUAAAAACUCAGAAUGAUAUUCCUGAUCCAACAAUUGUCAAAGAUUUUGCAGUCAAGAAUUUCAUUGAGGUGGAUGACUAUAUUCAACAAAAUGCAUAGAAGUUCAAUAUGAAUUUGAUGAAGGACAAGCUAGUCUUUUAAUAAAUGUAUUGUUACAUAAUGUGGUGGAAUAAUGGAACCAUUUCUUGUUUAAUGUAAUGUGAUGUAUGAAGUAAUGAGCUUGUCCUUUGUUGUUGUUGGCUUAAUGAGAUAUGUACUAUGUCUUCUAUUAUUGUUCUGAA
Messenger RNA from Trifolium pratense (red clover), 708 nucleotides. RefSeq names its product MLP-like protein 423. The record is from RefSeq and is a predicted model, not a curated record. NCBI's taxonomy places the organism in Eukaryota, Viridiplantae, Streptophyta, Magnoliopsida, Fabales, Fabaceae. Gene Ontology annotation, biological process: defense response. The transcript is spliced from 2 exons. Bases 62 to 526 code for a protein of 154 amino acids.